Messenger RNA from Acanthaster planci (crown-of-thorns starfish), 2026 nucleotides. RefSeq names its product pyrroline-5-carboxylate reductase 2-like. Gene Ontology annotation, biological process: L-proline biosynthetic process. The record is from RefSeq and is a predicted model, not a curated record. Lineage: Eukaryota; Metazoa; Echinodermata; Asteroidea; Valvatida; Acanthasteridae. Gene Ontology annotation, molecular function: pyrroline-5-carboxylate reductase activity.
CUGCAAACUGGGAACCGAACCCCUGGACGUACUGCUUCUGCCACGCGGCAAGAACACGAUAUGCGAUCGGAUGCCAUGGGUUGUUGCAUCAGCACCGGUUGAAUGACACUGACUAUGAGUGACAGAUCGAUCAUGAACAGAUGCUGAAUGAGGCGUCAUUAGUAAGGCCUUGAGUGUUUUUUCACCAGGAGGAUCAUAUAAACCCAGAUUUUCAGAAGCCUGCCGACAGAGUUAGUGGUGUGCUAUGACAGUUUGGAUACCAUCAGCUUCUUAUCUUACUAGUAGUUCCACUACCUAGACGAGAUUGCAACAAAGAAGUUAAGAAGUCUAUUCAGAUCUCUUGGCCAGUUUUACAGCAACUGUGUCUUCAACACCAUGUCUUCAAUAGGGUUCCUCGGGGCUGGGAAAGUCGUGGAGACAAUAGUGAGGGGUCUCCUGUUGGCAGAGGCUCUACCAGCAUCUCAAAUGGCUGCAAGUGCCCCAACAAAUCGGAACCUUAAACUGAUUGAGGAACUCGGUGUCAUGGGGACCAACAGUAACAAAGAAAUCAUCACCAAUCACCAGACAGUCUUCAUCUCGGUCAAGCCCAACAUGGUUGCCACGGUGUUGAAGGAGAUUUCACCAGCUGUCACUCCCAACCACAUGCUAGUCUCCCUCGCAGCCGGCAUAUCGAUUGGCUUCAUCGAAAGUAAACUUCCAGUGGGAACCCGUGUCAUCCGGGCGAUGCCCAACACUCCGUGCGGAAUCGGCCAAGGCGCCACUAUGUAUACAUGCGGAAGUGCUGUCAAAGCGGAAGACAAAGCUCUAGUGGAGAAAUAUUUCAACAGCCUGGGCUACUGCAUGGAAGGCGACGAAACCAUGAUUGACUCUGUCAUGGCUGUCAGUGGUAGUGGACCAGCUUACGCUUACAUAGCGAUUGAUGCAUUAGCGGACGGUGGAGUGAAAAUGGGUCUGCCACGAGAUAUAGCCGUCAAGUUAGCAGCCCAAACAUUACUGGGGUCAGCAAAACUCGUCCUGCAAGGCAGGAAACAUCCAUCCGAACUCAAGGACGACGUGUGCUCUCCCGGGGGUGCAACGAUAGAUGCCAUCCACGAACUGGAGAGAGGGGGAUUCCGCAAGUGCCUGAUUGAGGCUGUGGAAGCGGCCUGCUUGCGAGCCAAGGAACUCAAUGCCAUGAAUGCUCAAAAUAAAUAAUGCUCACCCAUUAGAACAAAAGAGGACAGCAGAGUAGCCUCAGGGUCCAUAGACUUCUUGUACUUACUCAGGAUUUUUUCCAUACUUUCUCAAAAGGAUUUUCCAUAUUUCAUCAAGGAUUUUCCCAUAUACAGUACAUGUACAUGUAUUCCAAAGAAUUUCCACAAGACACGUCCGAGACUUUUAACACAUAUAUGGCUACUACAAAGUCUUUGCUCCUUCACUGUAAUUGUUGUCUCAUGUCUUUUAUGUUAAACAUGUCGUGUUCUUUGAUCAAGGCCUUUUCUAUUCCCCAAGUUUCUUUCCAAGACUUCUGUGGUUCCGUAAGAUUUCCUUUGCUUUUGUUUGACCUUGACAAUUGCUGGUUUGCUUCUUCACCAUGCUUGUGGAAGUUUCCCUGUUUUCCCUUAUGAUGGCAGGCAUGAAAUUCGGAAGUGUAGAAAGAUUUUGAAAUUCAAAACAAGAUUUUGUAGGUUUUGAUUAUUAAUGUGUGCUUGGGAAAUAAAACACAGGGAAAUCAGCUGAUUUUUGGAAAGAGCUGCAUGCUUAAUAAGAGCUUGUAUUGUGGGAGUGAUUUUGGGGGUAUUCACAGUUUUCUGUUGGUGAAAACCUUUUCCUUACAAACUUCAAGAAUAUUUUUUGUGGCUAGUUUCGAUAUUAUAGAGUACCAAAGUGAAUACAUCAUGUGCACAAGUAUGCACUUGUACAUGGUGCCUUGUGGGGUACCGGAACAGUGGAAGGCACCCCACAAGGCACGUUUUGAUCCUUGUGGGGUACUAAAGUGUUACCCCACAAGAAUUUCAUGAAAUAGGUAUUUCAAAUUUACUCAAAA